This is a messenger RNA of Melanotaenia boesemani (Boeseman's rainbowfish), 461 nucleotides long. Its product is annotated as serine palmitoyltransferase 1-like. The record is from RefSeq and is a predicted model, not a curated record. The coding region runs from base 72 to 446 and encodes 124 amino acids. Gene Ontology annotation, cellular component: endoplasmic reticulum. Lineage: Eukaryota; Metazoa; Chordata; Actinopteri; Atheriniformes; Melanotaeniidae. Gene Ontology annotation, biological process: sphingosine biosynthetic process; ceramide biosynthetic process. Gene Ontology annotation, molecular function: serine C-palmitoyltransferase activity; pyridoxal phosphate binding. The transcript is spliced from 3 exons.
GACUAACUUGGUGACUCCUGGUUUCUCCCUCAGAUGUUCAUCUGGAGCUGGAGAGCCGUCUUGCCAAAUUCAUGGGAACUGAAGAGGCCAUCAUUUAUUCCUACGGCUUUGCGACCAUCGCCAGUGCCAUCCCAGCCUACUCCAAGAGGGGUGACAUGAUCUUUGUGGAUGAAGCCGCCUGUUUCUCUGUGCAGAAGGGGCUUCAGGCAUCUCGCAGCUUCAUCAAAUACUUCAAACACAAUGACAUGGAGGACCUGGAGAGGCUGCUGAAGGAGCAGGAGCUGGAGGACCAGAAGAAUCCUCGGAAAGCUCGAGUGACACGGAAGUUCAUUGUGGUGGAGGGUCUGUACAUCAACACAGCAGACAUCUGUCCUCUUCCUGAGCUGGUAAAUUCUACACUCAAGAUUUUUAUUUCCCUCCUAAACAAACCUCAUCGUCUUUAUUGAUCCACUGAGCCGGUU